UUGACGUUUUGAAUUGUCAAACGUGAAAGUAGACACAGCCGACCAGCAGUUGCAUUUCAUUUAUUUUCUAAAUUUACGGCCAACGAUAGACGGUGUGUGUGUUUUUUUAAUAAUUUAUAAAAGAAAAAAUAAUAAAUAAAUAAAAAUGCGUCAAUUUGUUAAUGUUUUGUUGGUGUGCUUGUUUGCUGCCUCUGCUUAUGCCAGCAGUUGCACUAGUCCCAAAGCCACCGUAACCUCCUUCAGCACACAAGACGCCACCAUUCUAACACAAUUGGCCCACAUUGGUGAAUUCACCUUGAAGUGUGGCAAUGGUGCUAAACCCACUUUGUUUGCCGAAUUCCCCUGUGGCAAAGUAGUACCCGUGGCUCAGGUUGGCGAAGAGAAAUAUCAAGUCAGCUGGACUCAAGAAAUCAAGAAGUCUUCUAGUGGCAAUGUUGUUGUACGUCUUUUCGAUGAAGAUGGUUACUCUAACUUGCGUAAGGUACAACGUGAUGGCGGUAAAGUAUCUAGCGUCAAGUCUUUGGUUGACAUUACCAUCAACACCAAGAGCGCCUACAAGGGUCCCUGGGUUAAGGCUGAAUUAGUGGCUGCCUUGUUGGUCGGUGCUAUUGCUUACUUCGCUGUCACCACCAAGAGCAAAGUUCAGGCUUAAAUUACUCUAACGAGAGCUUUUUGGUCUAAGUUCUUUGUUUAUUUUUUGAAUGAAAUUCAUUCACCUUAAAAAAAAACAUUCAUUUUAAAAACUAUUUACCUCUGUUCUAACGCAAAGUGUUAAGAUUCCUGUCAUGUCAUCAUCGUCAUCAUUAAACGCUUGAACGAAGAGGUGUUAUUAUUUUCUUUUUUUUAACUAAAUGUAAGAUUUUGAUUAAUUAGUUUUAUAAUUUAGAUAAUUUAGUCUAAAUUACAAACGAAACUGCAUAUAAAACAUGAUGAAAACUAAUUUUUUAGAGUAAAACAAAAAA
Molecule: messenger RNA, 962 nt
Organism: Lucilia sericata (common green bottle fly)
Lineage: Eukaryota; Metazoa; Arthropoda; Insecta; Diptera; Calliphoridae
Gene: Tapdelta
Product: translocon-associated protein subunit delta
Exons: 2
Coding region: 146-652 (168 amino acids)
Cellular component (GO): endomembrane system; membrane; endoplasmic reticulum
Source: RefSeq, a predicted model, not a curated record